AAUAAACAUUAUAAACUACAGGUUUGCACGUGGAGAAUCAUGGAAUGGUAGGUAACUAUAUGUAUGACGAAACGUCAGGUAAUCACUUUAAACUCUCACUUGAUAAUGAAGCAAGUUUUGAUCCAGCAUGGUGGAGCAAAUCAGAAUCAUUCUUCACAACAGCUGAAAAACAGGGUAUACGAACGGGUCUUUAUUUCGUGAGAGGAUGUAAUAUAAAAAUAAACGGGACUGUUCCAACAUUCUGUCUGCCGUAUACACAUAUUCCAACUAGAGAAGAAACAGACUGGGCAAUCGCUGAUGCUCUUGAUAAGAUGAGGAACAAUAACUUGGAUAUAGCGUAUAUUUAUCAUGAAACUGUGGAUUCAAUGGGACAUUUACAUGGUCCAAGUUCAAAGGAAGUUCAUGAUGCGGUAGAAGAAGUGGACGGUCAUGUUGGUAAACUAUUGGAUAUAAUAGAAACUAAUAAGCAGGUAGAUGUAGAUGCAAUAGUUGUGUCUGAUCACGGGAUGUCAUCUAUAGAUAGACUUCACAAGAUUAAUAUAACAGAAGCUCUAGAUAUGGCGUCAAUUAAAGAAAUUACCGAAGGUGGAACACAAGUCUAUAUAUGGCCACAAGAGGGCAAAGGAAAAUAUGUGUAUGACAAGUUAAAACUAUAUCAUCGUCACAUGCACGUGUACUACAGGGAGGAAAUAAUAAACAGGUGGUUUUUCAAGAAGCACAGUCUCAUUCCACCUAUAUAUCUAACUGUAGAUAAAGGAUGGUUUAUUGUUCAUCCGAGAUCUCCAACAGGUUAUUUUGACAGUAUAAACAAUAUAAUGUUAGGUAACCAUGGUUUCGAUAAUGACGAUCAUGAUAUGAGAUCAAUAUUUCUUGCUUAUGGACCAGACUUUAGAAAGAAAUAUACAGCAAGACCUUUCAACAAUGUCAAUGUAUAUCAAAUCAUAUGUCACGUGACAGGUAUAAAAGCGAACCCAAACAAUGGCACGUGGUCAGAUGUGAAGGACAUAUUUGUGAAUCGACAUUCAGAACUUUAAUAUUUACUAAAGCAUAUCAGCCGCGUCACGACAAAACCAACAUAAUGGGUUUGCGACCAGCAUAGAUCCAGACCAGCCUGCGCAUCCGCGCAGUCUGAUCAGGAUCCAUGCUGUUCGCUUACAAACACUAUUAAAAGUAGAGAAACUGAUAGCGAACAGCAUGGAUCCUGAUCAGACUGCGCGGAUGCAAAUACGCAAUACGUUGGUUUUGUCGUGGCGCGGCUCAUAUAAUAUGGAACAUAGUUUUCCACUUAUCCUCAAAGUUGAACUUCGAAGAACUGUGGCAGGAAACGUGCUGUCGGAUAGAAAACAUGGAACCGUUUCAGCUGCCACGUGGUUACAAAAUCAUCUCAAUGCCUUCCCAUACUAAUUAACACCUUUUGUAUAAAAUUGGAACAUACCA
This is a messenger RNA of Ruditapes philippinarum (Manila clam), 1437 nucleotides long. RefSeq names its product glycerophosphocholine cholinephosphodiesterase ENPP6-like. Lineage: Eukaryota; Metazoa; Mollusca; Bivalvia; Venerida; Veneridae. The record is from RefSeq and is a predicted model, not a curated record. The coding region runs from base 45 to 1034 and encodes 329 amino acids. The transcript has 6 exons.